Messenger RNA from Condylostylus longicornis, 1645 nucleotides. It is a transcript of the gene wcd, whose product is annotated as U3 small nucleolar RNA-associated protein 18 homolog. Gene Ontology annotation, biological process: rRNA processing. The coding region runs from base 45 to 1541 and encodes 498 amino acids. Gene Ontology annotation, cellular component: Pwp2p-containing subcomplex of 90S preribosome; small-subunit processome. Gene Ontology annotation, molecular function: protein binding. The record is from RefSeq and is a predicted model, not a curated record. The transcript is spliced from 3 exons. Lineage: Eukaryota; Metazoa; Arthropoda; Insecta; Diptera; Dolichopodidae.
GUUUUUAACUUUUUUAUAAAUUUGUUUACCAAUAUUGUCUAAAAAUGUCUGAUUCAGAAUCUGAAUUAUUUGGGGAACUUAAUACUGAUAUUGCUGAAGAAGAAGAAACCAAAAAUACAAGUAAUCAGUUGGAAGUUCAAAAAUCGAAUGAAUGUAGCACAGAAACGUUAACCACUCAAAACUCUCAUUUUAAGAAAGAUAAUGUUGAAGAAGAAACAAGUUUGGAAGAUCUGGUUUUCGGUAAUAAAAAAACUUUGCUUAACAGAUUUGCAGAGCAAGUAAAUAAAAAACGAAAAAACAAUGAUAGUGAAGAAGGCAACAAACGAAAAGCAGUUUGGCAUGAUUCAGAUGAUGAGGAUAAUAUCAGGGUGGGAGAUGUUCUUGUCGAAAAAAGACAAGGUUCUUUAAAUCAUUUAAACAAAGAUAAAUCUUACAAAAGUCUUUUAACAAAAAGAUUCGAAAGAGUUGUUACCACACCAAAAUGGGCUGAUUUAGAUCGGGAAGAAGAGGUCGAUUCUGAUGAAGAGAUCCUUAAGACAGUUGGUCAUUUAGCACCCUCCACUCACGCAAAUUUACAAAAUCAAUUCAUAAGUUUUAAGAAGCUUAAGGAUCUUAAUCGGGCAACAUAUUCCGAAGGUCCGAUUACGGACAUACAAUUUCAUCCAACAUCAACGGUUGCGAUUGCUAGCGGGGAGAACGGUGUCGCGACUGUGUAUUCAAUUGAUGGUUUGAAAAAUGAUAAAUUGCAUAGUAUGCAAUUCAAAAAUUUUCCAAUAAAAUGUUCAAAGCUACUUGCCAAUGGAAAGGACAUGAUAAUUGGGAGCAUAAGAAAUUUUUGUUAUUGCUAUGAUUUAAUUAAAAUGACUGCAACUAGAAUAUUUUUACCAAAAGUGAUGACAAAGUUAAAAAAUUUCGCAAUUUCACCAGAUAACAAUUUUAUAGUAGCUUCUGGUCGAUUUGGUGAAGUUCAUCUCCUAGAUAUGAAUUCAAAAGAAUUGUUAUAUACAUUUAAGCAAGAAGAUCAAUGUACUUCUCUAGUGUUUUCUAAUGAUUCCAAAAAGAUAUUCUCUCAUUCGACGACAUCCACUAUAACUAUUUUUGAUAUACGUCAGCAAAAAGUAGAUCACAUAUUUUCUGAUGAAGGUUGUAUAAAAGGAAAUUGUGUAGCAAUCAAUCCGAGCAGCAGUUUGGUUGCAACUGGCAGCCAUGAAGGUGUUGUUAAUGUAUAUAAUUACACGGACGUAUUUAAAACUACAAAUCCAAUCCCUCAGAAAGUAAUAUACAAUCUUAGAACUUCAAUUACAGACUUAAAAUUUAAUCAUACCGGUGAAAUUCUGGGUUUAUGCUCUAAUAAAAUUGAUAACGCUGUUAGACUAGUUCAUUUUCCAACAGCAUCGGUUUAUAUGAAUUUUCCUGGUGACCAAAUAAAGUUUGGAAAAGUGCGUAGAUUAGAAUUUUCGCCUAACUCUGGAUUUUUUGCAAUGGGAAAUUUCAAAGGGGAAGUUCCACUCUUGAGAUUGAAACAUUUUAAUAACUAUUAACCAUUUUAAUAUAGAAAGUUUAUAAAAAUUUAUAAAGUUUUAGACAUUGGAAAAAUUUAAUCUUUGCUUAAUUUUUUAAUAAAAUAUAAAAUUUAUAAGUUUAA